Rattus rattus (black rat) is the source of this 2236-nucleotide messenger RNA. It is a transcript of the gene Mylk2, whose product is annotated as myosin light chain kinase 2. Bases 1 to 1833 code for a protein of 610 amino acids. Gene Ontology annotation, biological process: intracellular signal transduction; protein phosphorylation; positive regulation of apoptotic process. The record is from RefSeq and is a predicted model, not a curated record. The transcript has 12 exons. Gene Ontology annotation, cellular component: nucleus; cytoplasm. NCBI's taxonomy places the organism in Eukaryota, Metazoa, Chordata, Mammalia, Rodentia, Muridae. Gene Ontology annotation, molecular function: protein serine/threonine kinase activity; ATP binding.
AUGGCUACAGAAAACGGAGCAGUUGAGCUGGGAACCCAGAGUCUGUCAACAGAACAAACACCUAAAGACGCAGCAGGUGAUAGAUCUCCAGCUUCAGAGAAAGAACCCAGCCUCCCAGACACAGAGAAAGACCUGGGCCCCACUAACGCGAAGAAAGACCCUGGCGCGCCGGAUCCAAAGAAAAAUCCAGAUCCACCCUCCCUGAAGAAAACUCCCGAAGCCCCUGGUCCAGAGAAAAAGGGUGACUCGGCCCCAGCUUCAGCCAGCAACCAGGGCCCUUCAGGAGAGGGUGAUGAAGGUGGGGGCCCUGCUGAAGGCGGUACGGGGCCUCCUGCAGUCUUGCCCCAGCCCACUGCCACAGCUGAUGCCAGCAUCCAGAAGCUGGACGCCACGCAAGCGCCCUCGGGCAACCAGCAAUCUGGAGAGGCCAAGGCAGGCAAGAAGGCAGCAGAAUGCCGAGAAGCAGGACGAAGGGGCUCACCCGCCUUUCUUCACAGCCCUAGCUGCCCCGCGAUCAUCUCCUGUUCUGAGAAGACACUGGCCAUGAAGCCCUUAAGCGAGACAACAGAGCUCAUCUUUGCAGGGGUGUCUGAAACCCCUGAUCCCCAAGAUCCUGGUCCAGCUAAGGCAGAAGGAGGGACGAACACGCUGGCAGAGCGGAAAGAAGAGGCAGAGGCAGGCCAGGCUGAGCAGGCUAAGGUGCAAGGGGACACCUCCCAGAGGAUCGGGUUCCAGGCUGUUCCCUCAGAGAGAGCAGAGGUGGGGCAGGCCCUCUGUCUCACUGCCAAGGAGGAAGACUGCUUCCAAAUUCUGGAUGAUUGUCCGCCACCCCCAGCCCCCUUCCCACACAGGAUCGUGGAGCUGAGGACCGGAAAUGUCAACAGUGAAUUCAGCAUGAACUCAAAGGAGGCAUUGGGAGGUGGCAAGUUUGGAGCAGUGUGCACCUGCACGGAGAGAUCCACAGGCCUCAAACUGGCAGCCAAGGUCAUCAAGAAACAGACCCCCAAGGACAAGGAAAUGGUGUUGCUGGAGAUCGAGGUCAUGAACCAGCUGAACCACCGCAAUUUGAUCCAGCUGUACUCAGCCAUUGAGACCUCGCACGAGAUCAUCCUGUUCAUGGAGUACAUUGAGGGCGGCGAGCUCUUUGAGAGGAUCGUGGAUGAGGACUACCAACUGACGGAAGUGGAUACCAUGGUGUUCGUCAGGCAGAUCUGCGACGGGAUCCUCUUCAUGCACAAGAUGAGGGUCCUGCACCUGGACCUCAAGCCAGAGAACAUCCUGUGUGUGAAUACCACCGGGCACUUGGUGAAGAUAAUUGACUUUGGCCUGGCAAGGAGGUAUAACCCCAAUGAGAAGCUGAAGGUGAAUUUUGGGACCCCGGAGUUCCUGUCACCAGAGGUGGUGAACUAUGACCAGAUCUCUGACAAGACGGACAUGUGGAGUCUUGGGGUGAUCACCUACAUGCUACUGAGUGGCCUUUCUCCCUUCCUGGGCGACGAUGACACGGAGACCCUAAACAACGUCCUGUCUGCGAACUGGUACUUUGAUGAGGAGACUUUUGAAGCUGUGUCAGACGAGGCCAAAGACUUCGUUUCCAAUCUUAUCACGAAGGACCAGAGUGCCAGAAUGAGUGCUGAGCAGUGCCUCGCCCACCCCUGGCUCAACAACCUGGCAGAAAAAGCCAAGCGCUGCAACCGUCGUCUCAAGUCCCAGAUCCUGCUUAAGAAAUACCUCAUGAAGAGGCGCUGGAAGAAAAACUUCAUUGCUGUCAGCGCAGCCAAUCGCUUCAAGAAGAUCAGUAGCUCGGGGGCACUGAUGGCUUUGGGGGUCUGAACCCCAGGAGCAGCUAAAGCCUGGAUGCAGCUGCGCAGUGGUCAAGGCUGAAACCACACAGCUCAGAAGGCCAGAGAGAGCCGGCCAGAUCUCUAGAGCAGGCUGGUCAGGACAAAGCUGCACCAGGCCCGGAGACUUGGGGCUCCGCAGGUCCUUAGGCUUACCGCUUCCCCUACGUGAACAUGGAGUGUGGCCUGGAAUCCAUCUUGCUACCGCCUCCUCAGCAGGGCUGUGGCCUGUCAGCCCCACCCAGACUCCAAGGACAGCCAGGCCAUUCCCUAGUCUCUCCCUAGCUUGCCCCUUUGAACUGCUGCCCCGUAGCCUUUUCCUUGCCCCACCUGGGGCACCCUUGCCUGGAGCGGGAUGGCCGGGGGUCCAGCAGGUGGGCUGCUGUGGUGGUGGA